AUGGCGGCUUAUGCAGCUGUGGUUUCUCUUACGCAUACUAUAGAUCAGAUCGAGCAUCAUCCUUCGCCUCCGAUUUCUCUCGACAAACAACAACUUCAAUCCCUCACUGAAAAAGUCAACUUCUUGCAGGAAUUUCUCGAAGGCUAUAAUUCCCCUGUGGCCGACAGCGAGGAAGCAGAUCCUUUGGAGAUUCACAUUGCAGAUGCAGCAUAUGCGGCUGAAGAUGUGAUCGAGUCCUUAAUAGUCGACAGCAUUCAGCUCGCUGCAGCAAAAGCUCGUGAUGAUGAUGAGCAAAUUCAAGUCGAACAAAACAGAUGCAUCCAGUUCUAUCAAGAUAUGCAGAAAGUGAUAGAAGAAAUGGAAGUGAUAACGAAAGAGGUGAGAGAAAUGGCUAGAGAGAAGGUUGCGGACGAAGCUCAUCAGCUGCAGAGAAACGUGUCCUCUGAUGGUGGGAGGAAGAGUCUCAUGGUGGGGUUUGAUGAUGUGUUUCUUCAACUCUUGGAUAGGCUCACGGGAGGAAACACCAAUCGCCAAAUCAUUCCUGUUGUAGGGAUGGGCGGCAUAGGUAAGACUACUCUUGCCCGUAAUAUAUUUGACAAUGCGCUUGUUAAGGAGCAUUUUGAUAUUUGCGCUUGGACUACGAUUUCUCAAACUUAUAAUGUCAGAGAAACACUUAGAGAAGUUCUUUCUCAAGCAAGUGGGGAUUCAGAUAGUGAUCUGAGUGAGGCCGGAUUGGGAGAAAAAUUAUACAAGUAUUUGUCGUGUAGGAGGUAUCUCAUAAUAAUGGAUGAUAUGUGGAAUGUAGAGGUGUGGGACAAGAUGAGGUUUUUCUUUCCUAACUAUAAUGAUGGGAGUCGAAUAAUAGUAACAACUAGGAUGUCAAACUUGGCUGCCAAGUUGAGUGAGUCUUAUAGAGUUGGUAUGAAAUUUCUGGAUGAGGCUAGUAGUUGGGAUUUGUUUUCCAAAACUGUAUUUGGGGAUGAAGAUUUUCCUCUUCAACUUGAGGAAAUUGGAAAGAAAAUCGUGGAAAAGUGUGAUGGACUUCCUCUGUCAAUUGUUGUGAUUGGAGGCCUUUUGGCAAAAUCCCAACAUAAGCUACAACAUUGGGAGCAUAUAGAGAAAAACUUAAGUUCAAUAGUGAAUUCAGAGGAUGGUGAAUGUUGCUUGAGAAUAUUGAAGAUGAGCUAUGACAAUUUACCUGCCUAUCUGAAGCCUUGUUUUCUAUAUAUGGGAGUGUUUGGGGAAGAUGAGGAAAUUAAAGUCUCAAAACUCAUCAAGCAAUGGGUUUCUGAAGGUUUUCUUAAACCAGUAGUCAAUAAAAGCUUGGAAACAGUUGCCAAAGAGUAUUUGAAGGAGUUAGUUGAUAGAAACCUUAUUCUAGUUCACAAGUUAGGCUUACUUGGGAAUAUAAAGUCCUGCAAAAUUCAUGAUUUACUGAGAGAUCUAGCUUUGAAAGAAGCUCAAAAGCAGAGGUUUUAUUAUGUCUUAAGGCAACAUAGUCCUCGAGGCAUACAUAGCCAACGCCGCAUUGUUAUUCCCAAAAACAUGACUUCAGCUGAGAAGGUGUGGGAUGCCUUGAAAUCUAUGUCUCUUGCUCGUUCUUUCAUAUGUCAUGAUGAUAUAGCUCUGCAGUUGCUAGAUUUUAGAUUGUUGAGGACACUGAAUACAUAUGAGGGUUUCCCUGAGUGUUUGGAUGAGUAUUUUCUAGAAAAUGUGUCUCAAUUGGUGAACCUGAGGUACAUUUGGGUUGGAGUUUUUGGGGCGUCCCCGUCCCCAAUCCCCUCUUCAAUCAGUCUGCUCUGGAAUUUGCAUACACUAAUUCUUUUUUCUACGAAUGAACUUACUGUACCAAUAGAAAUUUGGAAAAUGCAUCAGCUUAAGCAUGUCGAGUCCGUAGCUUCGGGAAUGUAUCUUCCAGAUCCUCCGAGUGAUGUUGUUGUAAUGGAGAAUCUCGAGACGCUUAGAGGAGUGAAUGAUUUCAACUUGAAUGAAGGAGUGGUUAAAAGAAUUCUGAAUAUCAAGAAAUUGUACAUAAGGUACGAGGAUAAACAAAUGGACAAAGAGGUGUGUCUCAACUAUCUGGAAUGUCUGAGUAAGCUGGAAACGUUGUGGUGCUAUACUGGAGGUGGAUGUGGUGAGUAUCUGCAGAGGAUUGGCUUCCCACACUCACUCAAGAAGUUGUCUCUCGUAUGCGGAAGCUUCCAUGAUUUGGCGGAAAUUCUGGGAAAGAUAGGUUGGUUACCACUUCUUGAGAAGCUCAAACUGAGAGAUGGGCAAUUUGCAACGCGCAGGUGGGAAAUAGUUGAAGGCCAAUUCCCCUGCCUCAAAUUCUUGUCAUUGAACUCAUGUGCUGAUAUGGAAUGCUGGACGUUAGAGGGCUCUUGCUUGACACGCCUUGAGGAACUUCAUCUCGUAAACAUGUGGUCGUUGGAGGUGUUCCCUUCAGAAAUUGGAGAAUUACCAACGCUCCGAUCAAUUGAAUUGGAACAUUGCAGUGAAUCAAUGGCGGUGUCUUUGAAAAACAUGGUAGAAGAGCAAGAAGAUUUACAAGGGGAACCAUCCUUUCAUGUUCGAGUUGUGUCAGGCAAGAUCAGCCAAGAACUGCGGAGCUUGGCAACUCCCAACUUUCGUGUUGUCGAGGAAGAAGCUUGUACUUUGAUGUAG
This is a messenger RNA of Salvia miltiorrhiza (redroot sage), 2664 nucleotides long. RefSeq names its product putative late blight resistance protein homolog R1B-14. Gene Ontology annotation, molecular function: ADP binding. The transcript has a single exon. Bases 1 to 2664 code for a protein of 887 amino acids. The record is from RefSeq and is a predicted model, not a curated record. NCBI's taxonomy places the organism in Eukaryota, Viridiplantae, Streptophyta, Magnoliopsida, Lamiales, Lamiaceae. Gene Ontology annotation, biological process: defense response to other organism.